UUUAAAUAUAUUAAGCACUAUUUCAAUGUUCGGUUUUUAAGUUUUUCGAAAAACGAUGUUUAAAUCACUCCUGAAUAUUAACAAAUAUGUUUCAUGUGUGCCUAUAUAUUCCAAACGAAACACUUAUAUGUUGAAACAUGUUGAUCCCGAUAAACAUUUUUAUCAAAAAUGUAUGGAUAAAGAACCCAUAGAUCGUAAAAAAUAUGUAUAUGAACAACUUGAGGACAUAUCUCUAAAUCCAAGUGGUAAAUUAAAACUAAUAUUGACUACAACAGUUGAAGAACUAGGUGUAAGAGGUGACAUCAUCGAAGUUUGGAAGGAGAAAGCAUAUCUGGAUUUGUUGCCAUCAGGAUAUGCUGUUUAUGCUUCUCCUGAAAACCUUGAAAAUUUUAUGCAAGAAAAAAUAGAUGACAACAUGUCAAAAAAUGUUCAUUCAGCAUUUGCAUCUGGGGUUAUACGAAGACUGAAAGAAAUGAAGCUAAGAAUACUCAUGAAUGCUGACAAUGAUUGGACUCUUGAUUCUAAUCACAUAUCAAUUGCUUUCAGACAUGCCGGUAUAAUAGUUCCACCUGAAGCAAUCACCCUUCCUACCUUAAUCGAUAAUGACCAUCCACAAAGCAUUACAAAAAAUAACUGCUUACAAAAGAAUUUUAGGAUCGGCAUCACGGUUAACAAUAUCGAAACUAUCCAAGUUGACGCCUUUAUCGAACUUUAUAGUAAAAAUCCGCUCAGAAUGAAAGAGAUAUUAAAAAUGAAAGAACAAAUGUCCGAAAAUAGAGCUGUCUACAUCAAUCAUUGAAAAUUUAGGCAAAUUUAUAUAUAGCGAAGCCUAAGUGCAUAGGCGUACUCAGGGUGGGAUAUCCCUAGACCCACGCCGGCGCUCCGCCGAUUUUCAUAUUGGCGGCGCAGAAAUUUCUUUCAUAUUUCAUACCUUUUUAUUCUAAUAAUUCGUCAACAUCACUGUUGUAAUUUUUUUUAAUGUCAAUCAAGAUUUUGAUGAAUUAUUUUCUACUAUUUUAAAAUCAUAAUUAUAUUGACGUCAUUAUAGAAUU
Molecule: messenger RNA, 1052 nt
Organism: Gordionus sp. m RMFG-2023
Lineage: Eukaryota; Metazoa; Nematomorpha; Gordioida; Chordodea; Parachordodidae
Product: large ribosomal subunit protein bL9m-like
Exons: 8
Coding region: 56-799 (247 amino acids)
Biological process (GO): translation
Cellular component (GO): ribosome; mitochondrion
Molecular function (GO): structural constituent of ribosome
Source: RefSeq, a predicted model, not a curated record